AUAUACAGCCGUUCCUAAUGGCGUUCGAACUUUAUAGCGUGAUAUUUGCUGUUCUUUUCGCCUGUGGUUGUCUAGUUCUUCUGCUGGUGGUGCAAGCCGUUUUAGUUUCCAUGAGACUGAAGCCAAAGAAGAAUCAGAGCCCACGGCAUGGAAAGGUUGUCCUUCAUCAAAUGCCUCCAAAUUCCCGAGUUUUAAAUGUUUCUCCAUCUUGUCUAAAGCUAGAGACCUAUUUACGAAUGAACAAAAUCCCCUAUGAAAGCGACUACAGCUUUAGAAUGUCGAGCAAAGGCAAAGUGCCAUGGAUUGAAUAUAAUGGAACGUCCGUUGCGGAUUCAAACUUUAUUGUCCGUUUUCUCAACGAAGAAUUUCAAUUGGACCCCGAUGCCCAUCUGAGUGUCGAGGAAAAAGCCAUCGCGCAUACCAUGCUCGUAACACUUGAGGAGAAUACGUAUUGGACUCUGAUAUAUCAUAGCUUUGUGGCUGAUCUGGCAGAUACAAGGUCGAUGUCACCUCUAUUGGGAGUAACACCAAUUCCUCUAAAUUAUGUUGUGUCAUGGUUAGCAUCUCAUUAUCUGCGUCAGAACCUCUGGGGUCACGGAAUUGGGCGGCACUCUAGAGAGGAAAUUUACAGCAUUGCAGAGAGGGACCUAAGGGCUGUAUCACAAGUGCUAGGAACAAAGAGGUUUAUCAUGGGAAGCAAGCCAUGCCUUUUAGAUGCUGCAAUAUUUGGAUUGGUUGCAGUAUUCCUUUGGAAUGUUCCACACAGCCCACAGGCAAAACUUAUCAGGUCACAAUUGAAGAACUUGGAAGCACAUUGUUAUACCAUCAAGGAGGAGUAUUUCCCAGACUGGGAUGAAUUAAUAUUGAAAAACACAAACUCUCUUGAUUAUUAACCCUGGUUUAAUGUCCUUCAAAUCACCACUUUUGUUAACAAUAUUGACCUUCAUUAUCAAUACUCUUCCUAUCAGUACAAGUAAAUUACUAAACUUUGAUGUAACAGUUUUUUUCUUGUGAUCUUAAAACCACUUCCAAUUUUUUUGUGCCGAUUCAAGGGUAGCAUUCAGUAAAAAAUUAAUGCAACAAAGAAAUAUUCUCUUUGGUAUAAUGGUAUAUUUUCUAACUGUAUGAAAAUUUGACAGAGAGUAACAAGAGACCCCCCUUGAAUUUUCAGCAUUCCUCUCUUCUAACACCUUUCAGCUGCAUUACCAGUGUUGUCUUGACUCAACUUUGAGCUCACUGAUGAUCUGAGUCUACUGGCUCAAGCACAGGAGUGUAUGCCUCUUCUAUGUCUGAAUCUAAGUAUUCAUAAGGAUUUGCAUCUAGUUUUCUCAAGAUAUCCAACUAUACACAAUUUAUGCAAAAAAAUUAAAUAAAAUUGUGAAGUUGAAUGAGGUUCAGGUCACUGCUCCAAUUUCAACUGUU
Pocillopora verrucosa is the source of this 1422-nucleotide messenger RNA. RefSeq names its product failed axon connections homolog. Gene Ontology annotation, cellular component: cytoplasm. The record is from RefSeq and is a predicted model, not a curated record. NCBI's taxonomy places the organism in Eukaryota, Metazoa, Cnidaria, Anthozoa, Scleractinia, Pocilloporidae.